ACGUACAUGUACGUACGCGAUCUUUGUACUGUACGAAUCGGAUCAUGUCACCGACUAGAAUCUAGCCAAUCGGAAACUCCAGAUCUUUUGUUUACGUUCUUUAUGCCAAGGCUAGGCGGGGCUAGAUUGAAGGCUGACCGUGUGUUUGUGCCUAGCCAGACAGCUCGAGCCGGCCGGAAAAUGAUCGCUAGAAUCAAAAGCUGGCACGGAUACAUGCAUGCAUAGAUCGAUAUCCGAAGUGCAGGAAGGACUGAAUAUUUCGCUAGAUGGUCGUGCUAAAUUUACGUCACUUAAAUACAGACAUGAUGUGGUUGGUGAUCGGCAUUUGUUCUUCUCAUUUUCUCGCGAACACACCUGUGAGCAGACAAUGAAUGUUUACUUCAAACACUACCACUGUAUCAGGUGCACCACAUUUUGUUGAAUUGAUCGCUUGGAUACGCGGACUGCAUCAUUUCGGGCAAGACUAAGUGGUCUCCGAAAAAAAAGUAGUACAUUUUCAGGCAAUAUUGAACUUGAGAAACAUUCCAAUUGGAGGAUGGCAGGAUCAGAUGAUUCUAUCUCAUCGGCUGCUUCGUCAGGGUCGGAUGGAGAACACUCCCCCUGUCCUGCCUCAUUCGCAUCCUCAGCAUCCUCCUCGGCGCGGAGCAGCAGCAUCAAGAAGAUGAGUAGGAGGCGAGAGGUUGGCCCCGCCUCUACUAUCCGGCACCGACACCGUCACAAGCUGAGCCACCGGUUUGAGUUUGUGCGGACGCUGGGAAGUGGUACCUACGGGAAAGUCAAGCUGGCUGUUCAGCUAGAUACCAAGGAGGAGGUUGCUAUCAAAUGCAUCCCUAAGAGCAAGAUUGACAAUGCAGCUGAUCUGAGACGAUUACGACAAGAGAUCGAAGUGAUGUCAUCACUACGUCACCCACACAUCAUCCAGGUGACAGAAGUAUUUGAGAGCCGAGAUAAGAUCAUCAUGGUGAUGGAGCAUGCCGCAGGCGGGGAGCUGUAUGACUACAUCAACGAUGGUAAAGUGUCAGCAACGGAGGCCAAGAGAUUGUUCAGGCAGAUUGUGUCCGCUGUUCACUACCUGCAUAAGAAUAACAUUGUUCACCGAGACUUGAAGCUAGAAAACGUCUUGUUGGAUGCAGACUCCACUGUCAAGAUCGCUGACUUUGGCCUGUCCAGUACCUUUGGUCACAAUCGUCUCUUGGACACGUUCUGCGGCAGCCCGCUGUACGCAUCGCCCGAGAUCAUCAACGGAACUCCCUACCAUGGACCAGAGGUGGAUUGCUGGAGCCUCGGCGUGAUUCUAUACGCCAUGGUCUACAGGACCAUGCCGUUCCACGGGGCCGACUUUGCACAACUCAAGUCCCAGAUCACAGGGGGAGAUUUCUUUGAACCCGCCAGCACAUCAGAUGCCUCAGAUUUGAUCCAUCGCAUGCUGACAGUGGACCCAAGGAAGAGGAUCACGAUUGACGGGAUCCUGAACGACCCCUGGCUCAGGGACAGGCCACUUCCCGGCCGGAAAAUCCCGGAUAUCUGCUGCCAACAAGAACAGGAAUACCGUGAAAGCGGCACUGGUGCUGUGCACAGUAACGUCAAAACCCAGGGGGACAGAUCUCUGGUAGACUCAUUGCAAGCGACUGUCAAGAAGCCGCUAACGAGUAUCUUAAAGAAAUCGCUGCGGAGGUCCAGUCACAGGCUCGGGUCCAGCGACAGCGGGUUGGGGUCCUCCACAGGGAGGGAGUCAUACCGGAGACGUGAGGAGGACCGAGUGAGUCCCGCGGGGGAAAGGGAGGAUGGCGGAAAGCCACGGGUGAAAAAGGGCAUCUUGAAGAAACAAGGAAAAGACAGUGGAGGAGACAGUGGAUUAGGGAUUAAUGAGUCCGGACAGAAUAAGAGCAGUGCAAGCUUAGAGUCCAGCACGGAGCGAGACAGAGAUGGAGCGAAGGAGAAGAAUAAAAGAGACUCCGGAAUCGAUCAGGAUCUCUCAGCCUGCUGCUUGCUCAACGAGAAACCAAGCCAGGAGACAUGUCAACUCCGAGAGCCCAACCGUCUCAAGUACGUCUGCAAGAUCACCCGACGUCACUCGCGGGGGAAGUACUCGCGAGUCACCAAGAUUUGGGAGUCCAUUUACACCCCCGCUGUGGCAAGCAGCUCAGAGAUCAAAGCUCCGCCGAAAACUGUGGAUGGUGACAAGGACGAGGCAACUCUGGAACACAACUCCUCCUGCUCCAGUAACGAGGAUAUCCUGGGCAUUCUGGACUCGCCCAGCCUGCGCACGCCCACCGUGGCCAAGAAAUUUCAAUAUUCAGUCGAGGAGGUCAAAGCGUCGACGACAACGGACGGGGAGGCAUCCUCAUCAACGGCCGACCAGGGAGACGAGGAGAAUUACACCAAGGAUGAACUCAUGAGUGCAAUGGAUGCAGAAUUAUUGGAGGUCUAUCAAAAAGCUCUGAGAAUAUCUCAAGCUGUCAUGUGAAAUUUACUUCAAUUUUUACAACUUUAUAAUGCAAUAGAUGUAAACAGGGUUUCAACUGUCCUUUAAUGAUGCACAGCAAAUGAAUUCACUUUUGAUUAAGUGAUCUGGGGAAAUUAAAAAAAAAAUCCCCAAUUUUCAUUAUUCAGGGACUUUCACAAGUGGACUUUGACAAAAUGAGGGAAUUUUUCACAUUUAAAAUUUGAUUUCAGUUUGAACCCAAAUAUGUUGUUGCUUAUUUAUUCUAAUUUUUACUUAAAGUUUAAAAAAAUGUUAUUUUUAGCAAAACCAAAUUGGUCUUAUCCCAAAACAAGGCUUGCAACAAUAUCCAAGAAAAUCUAAUUCUGUAACUGGUCGUCUAAUUCCAGAUUAUCCCUGUUGAAACAAACCGUUUAAAUAUAGCGAGACAGAAAUGUUCUGAGAAACGUCCAAGCAGCGAGCCAAACAUUUAUGAAAGUCGCGUGCCAUCCCCGGCCGCUGGGAUUGGAGAAACAGAUACUACAUUCCAAGAGAUCCACUUGUCUUCUCAUUACAAGAUGACGUUCCGAUCUUCCCGUCACCCUGACUUCCAGAAAACUCACUGCCAAGAAUGUCCAAAGCAUCUGGCAGAUAAAUAAACCACGUUCUCAGCAGAUGUAUUGGGCUGAAAUUUUAAUUAAGGGUUUGUGUAAAAUGACGUCUGUGGCCAAAGCGAAUAGUGCCUCACGCGUGCACGCAUGUGUGUGUGUGUGCAGGACACCCAUUAUUUUUAGCCCUUUGCUACGCAAAUUGAAAGUUGAUUAUUUUGUGCGCUCCUUGCUUGAGUCGAUAACAAGUCAAAUUAAUGUCAAUAGUUUUUGAUUUCGUUGUUUUGACGUCUGGUUCCUCUUAUUUGGCAGUGGAGGAAUUUGGAAGAGGAAAAAGAAUAGUGGAAGUAAAUUGAGCUUGUUGAUAUGGACACAUUUGUAUGAAGCAACUAAUCUUCGUGACAUUUGCAAGCAUGUUUAUUUUUAAUUAUUAUUUUUGAUGUUCACUGUAUAUCAAGCAACUUUCAAUGAAUUCAUUGAUUUUGACUUUGGCUUUUUGUCAAUACAAUUUAUGUUUAUGGACUUGACAGCUUUGUUUAUGAAAUUUUGCAAAACAACACAAAAACAGAAAGCCAUUCAUUGGGAUAAGUGACCUUUUCUUUCUGAAAACGUUUGGAAGAUUGUGAGGCACUAGCAACAAAACAACAGCGAUGAUUUGAGUAUCGUCAGCAAAAUGUUUUGAAUAUUCCAAAGUGUGUCUGAUUCACUGAACAUAAGUAUUAUGUUAUGCAUCCCAUAAUGGUAGUUUAAUCUAGUGUCUACACAUUAUCUUAAUUACUUGCUUGAUUACCUAACUCAUUAACUACAGAGUUAAUUACUUUAAUUAGACAAAAUAAAGAAAAUGCGCAAUGGAUGUCCUUUUAAUACAUGUAUGCCCACUCACUGUAUACAAAGAAUUGAAUCCAAUCCGACGAAAAGGGUUGAAAAUUGACUACUGGAAAGGCAGCUCAAGAUUUGGGAUGAAUGGUGAAUUUAUGUGCAAUUACUGCCUGAGUUAUAUGUAUACAUGUACAUAUUAUCCUGAAAAGUCAUCAAAAUACCAAGUAUUUUCUGUAGAAUAAUAACAACUUCCAUUUCAGGGUCAAACAUUGCUUUGACCUCCCUGUACAGACAAUGAAAUCUUGUAUUAUAGAUGAAUAAUAAUUUCUACAAUGAUGUUUGUAUCUUUUUUAAUCCGGAGUUAAAACUUUUUGUUUGAAGAUAGGAUUAAACUGUACAGCAAUUGUUUUUUCUUAUUCAGAACUGCAUGUACAAAUGUAUUAAACAAGAUUUCAGCAAUAUUGCUGUUGUUACCAAUUCCAACUCGGUCAAAUUCUCUUAGCCUUGUCAAAAACGUGCUAAGUGAAGCUCAUAAGUUUUGUUUUGUAUUGUUUUUUUUUAACACUUUGAGGGGCACACCCAUAGUACCUGAACGGUGUAGAACGUUUGCCUUUAAAACUAUGUAAUUAUUAUAUAACUAUUUCUUUUAUUUAUUUUUAAGUUAUUUGUAUUAAUUUUUAAGUUUUGGUCUGCUUAUUCAAAAGCAUUGAUUUUUUUUUUGGGGGGGGGGGGAAUAAUUUAAAAGAGGAUCAUUCGUUUAUCAUUGACAUCUCAACUUAGUAAAAUGUAAAGGAUCUUUCCUUCAAGGAAAAAGUAACAAUGCUGCUUAAUUUUGUUAUGCAUUAAUUAAAGACCUCUCGUAGAAUUUUGUAA
Messenger RNA from Patiria miniata (bat star), 4722 nucleotides. RefSeq names its product NUAK family SNF1-like kinase 1. Gene Ontology annotation, molecular function: ATP binding; tau-protein kinase activity; protein serine/threonine kinase activity. Gene Ontology annotation, biological process: intracellular signal transduction; microtubule cytoskeleton organization; protein phosphorylation. The record is from RefSeq and is a predicted model, not a curated record. Bases 536 to 2467 code for a protein of 643 amino acids. Gene Ontology annotation, cellular component: cytoplasm. Lineage: Eukaryota; Metazoa; Echinodermata; Asteroidea; Valvatida; Asterinidae. The transcript has 7 exons.